Molecule: messenger RNA, 24512 nt
Organism: Coregonus sp. 'balchen'
Lineage: Eukaryota; Metazoa; Chordata; Actinopteri; Salmoniformes; Salmonidae
Source: the annotation of a GenBank genome assembly
GGAACCGGAUGUCAGCAAGUUUCUAAUCCAUGAGCAUAAGGGAAUACUGAAAAAGUAGGUCACUAGCUAUCUUGUUUGAAACAAUAUAAAGGUAAAGUCCGUCUGUAUUAUAUUAAAGCAACCGAACGUUUUAGCGUUAUCAAAUAAAUGUCCUUCAUUUUCAAGUAGCACGUCUUGUAAAUUCGCUAGCGUGCUAACAAGCGAAACGUUAGCUAGCUAGCUAGGUUUACAUGAUGUAACUAACGUUAGCUAGCUAACAUUUUACAAGGCACAACAUGUUAGCUAACUAGCUAGUUACAUGUAAAGUACGCCAUAAAAGUGUUUGCAUAGUCUUUGAAGCUGAAUUGCGUGUACAUAAUUAGUUACUUUUUCAGAUAACAUUAAGACAUGUUUCCAUAAACCACGUUAGAUAACAUGUUAGCUAGAUAACAUCAACAUGCUGAUGUUUACUUUGCAUGUUUUCAGACUCGAUGAUGCUUCACUGAAGACACUUCAAAUGGAGGAACACACACUUUCCUCAACAUGCCUUGCAGCAGCCUGGCCUCUAGGUCGGCUUUUGUGAGCGCAACUGAAUAAGUGAAUGCCCUUGAGUACAAUUGAGACAAUACUGACAUUUCCACAAUGAAUCCCAACAGUUUGUUUGGGAGGCAGCAGGGAGGAGCUUUCCAGGCCUCCAGCAACACUAACAAGACUGGUGGCAUGUUCCAGGCCUUCGGACAGGAGGGCUCCACCAACCCUCCACAGAAUGUAGCAUUUGGGCAAACCGCAACAUUCGGGCAACCGUCUGCCUUCAGUCAGCCGUCAGUCUUUGGUCAGUCUCUGGCAUUUGGGCAGACGCCUUCGCUCGGACAAAGCUCUGUUUUUGGGCAAAGUGGCGGACUAGGUCAGGCAUCAGGGCAGACCUCGACAUUCUCUUCAAUAAGUCAGCCUCCAGCCUUUGGUCAGUCCUCAUUGGGGCAGGGUAGCUCUGGGUUUGGUGGUGCUCCCCCGCCAUCGUAUGGACAGGCCACUGGACAGAGUCAGAGCUCUGGGUUUGGACAGACGCCUGCUUUUGGACAGAGCUCUGCCUUUGGGCAGCCACCUGCAUACGGGCAGCAGCAGACCCCGGCGUUCAGCCUCUCCUCUGGGAUCUCCCAGGCUUCCUCUGGCCCCACCACUACCACCACCACAGGGUCGGCACAGCCUUUGGCCUUUGGCCAGUCGCCCAUUGGCCAGCCGCAGCCCAGCGCCACGACCACCUCCUUUGGUACUGCUCAGAGUGUCGUCCAGAGUAGAGGCUUCAGCACAUCAGAAUUCAGCUUCAAACCGUCCAACGAGGUGCUGUUUAAGCCCAUCUUCAGCGCCAGCCCAGAGCUGGCUAAUCCUCAGCCCGCCACUGCAUCCGAGCAGCCCUUCGGUGGCGCCACCACCACCCAGCCCUCUUUCAGCACCAAGGACAGCAGUGGACCGGCCAACUCAGGCUUCUCUCUCCUGACCGGAGCCAAGAGUGGCCCGCUUGGUUUCAGCUUCUCCCAGCCGGCAGUGGCCCCCUCCAUCUCCGCUUCCAUUGCCACUACCAGCCUGACCCAGAAAGACCCUCUCACCAGCAGCGUAGGCUCCGGAAGGAGCCUGCAGUUCACAUUCUCCCAGCCAUCUGCUCUCUCCAGCACCAACUCCAGCACCGCCGCCCCCCAACCAGCCCCGGUCCCCAGCAGCCCCUCCUCCUUCAGCUUCUCUACCAAAGUCCUCCAGUCCCAGCCCGCGCCCCCGAUGUCCCUGUUCGGAGGAGUCAGCUUUGGCCAGACCUCUACAUUUGGAGACCUCAAAAACGAGGCCCCAGCUGAGGAGAAAGUUGGCGAUGAGGAGAGCACUAGGGAAGUGACAGUGUUUGGGAGACUUGGAAAAGGAACUAAGCGGAAGGAGGAGCCAGCGAAUCCCAAAGCCGCUCCAGGGAAGCCUGCCCAGUCAGAGGACGCCCAAGCUGAAGCCAGAGCUGACCUACCCAGACACCCUUCGAAGCGGCCUCUCCUGAGGUCCUCCCGCGGCCCCAUGGGUGGACUCUUCUGCAGGGCCAUGAGUGGCGUUUUGAAAUCCGCAGCCAACUCAGUGAGGAGGGACCCCAUGAAGGAGGAGCAGCAGCCUCCAGGAUGGGGGGAGGGGGAGAGAGCAGACACGCAAGCUCCGAUCAGUCUCAGACCUGCUACUCCUCCCAGGGCUCAGGCCCCCACCAGAGAGGUUCUGGAGAAAGCAGAGGAGACUGGUAAGUCCUCAUCAUGAAAAUUAAGUAAAACACUAUUACUUGCUGUUAACCAAAAUCAUAUGCCUUGCUGAAUUUAAAGUAUUAUGUUUAAUGUGUAUCACAGAUUUUCUCAUGCUGAUUUUAUUCUCUCCUUUUCCUCCAGGUUCGUUGGAAGUGCCCGACCCAGACGCUGAGACCAAGACCCCAGCUAGGAGAAGGCAGCGCGGGGAGAGCACGGACAGCCUGGGGGGCAUGUCCCCCACCGACGCCACCAUCCUCCAGUGCAAGAGCGUCCCACCCAGUCUCAACAAAAAGAACAUCAUAGAAAAGCACUUUGGCCGCUUCGGGAAAGUCUGCCGGGUCUACUGCCGACCCCAUAAGAACCUGGCUAUCGUCCACUUCCAAGACCACGUGAGUACACACACUCUACUGACAACAGAGGCGACUUGACACGCUUUUGGGGAUUCUCAAUUCGAUUAUAUGUUUGUGCUGAAUUUAACUGAGAGAAUUUUUUUUUGUUUAUUUUCAAACGUCUGUGAUACCUUUCAGGCAUCAGCAGCAAAGGCAAAGAAGAAGGGCAAAAUGCUGCACAGACAGGAAAUCUUUCUCUUCUGGCAGAGAAAGAAACACAGUAAGUCCUUGUGGCCGCAUCCUCCUAUUUUGCAGAGUUAAGUCAAAUAAUACAGACCAAAUUACUGUUACUAGUUAAGUACUCAAUUAAUAGGCUUAUCUAAGGGAAAUCAUCUGACAGACAAGUAGCCCACUGUCAAGCUCUUGAUCAGCUGCCCCUGUAUUUCCAUGUACCUUGAUUGAACCCGGUCUCUCUUGAGAAAUUGAUUGUGUGUGUGCACGCUCGUGUGUACUGUGUAUUACUCCUUCUGUGUUCUUUGUGUCAGGCCCAGGGAAGAAAGGCGAUCGAGCCCAAGAGGGAGAGGAGGAAGAAAGCAACAGGGACAACCAGGUUUCAGACACCAGCCUGGGGGGCUUCCAGUCCUCCUCUCCGCUGAGGAAGCCCCUCCCCAGAGUCCCUGCCCUCAGCAGCACCGUCAACCUCAGCAGGAGGUAAUCUUGGCUGCCCCUCACAGCUAGCUGGGCCAGACUUCUAGUUUCUGUGAAGUGCUUUUAUAACCUGAAAUACAUGUGGAAACAUACGACUUAUACUGUAAAGAUAAUAGAUACAUUAGGAAAUCCCUCGAGGCUUAUUAAUUGGGGGAUAACUGUGGGUGUUAGCUAGCCGUGGGUGACUAGAGUUAAUCUCUAAGCACAUCAGGAUGUGACAUCAGAUAUAAAAAAGACACUUCGUUUCUCAGCUCACCAGUGAAGAAGCCGUCCAUAGCCAAGUCCCUACAGUUUGAAAGCGAGCCCCAGCAGGACAGCAGCUCCGAGGGCCAGAGCUCUGACCGCCCCGUGCCCUCCUCCCUCCUCCACCUGAUUGGCCAGCUGGCUGAGACAGCCGAGGAGAAGUACCGCCUCCUGGAGCAGAGGGACAAGAUCAUGCGAGCUGGUAGGUACAGUAGAGCUGUCAGUCUGACAUGCAGUCCUGGAACUGGCCACGAGCUACUGAAUUGACUUACCUGCAUUUCUUUAGUAUGAAGCCAAGUGUUGACAUGGAGGAAUGUGCUGAAUGUCAAUUUCUUUGACUGUUGGCAUAAUAACAACGAUGAAAUUAAAGUAAUAAUAAUAAAGAUUAAAUAAUCUGGGCUGGAGAGACUGACUGGUUAUGUUGUUCAAUGUGCAGGGCGGCCCAAACGGACAGACCUGGAGCUGUCUUUCUUUGUGGGGACAUGCCCGGACAUGUGCCCCGAGAAGGAGCGCUACAUGAGGGAGACCCGCAACCAGCUCAGUUGCUUUGAGGUCGUCCCAGAUACAGAGAGGGUAAAGCCAUUUCUUCUAUCCCUGUUUCAAUACACACAAAUUCUCUCAGGCACACCUUUUGCAUGUACACUGCACCUGUGCUACUGUUGUGUAAAGUACAUGAACCUCUCAUCAAUAGAGAAGUUCCACUUGAUGGCUUAUGAUAAUCAUAUUAAUGAUGAUGAUGAUGAUGAUAUGUAGGCUUUUUAUCUAGCUAUGUCCUCAAACUCCAAGUGCUUGACAUUGGGCAUGAGUAUAUCCCACCCACAAAUGUCUCAGUUGAAUAAAAACAACCUGGUUUAUACAUUUUAUAAUGAGACGUAACCCCUUCCUGUCCAGGUGGACCACGUGGCGGCCAUCAAGGAGUACAGCAGGUCAUCGGCGGACCAGGAGGAGCCCCUCCCCUACGAGCUGCGGCCCCUCCCCGUGCUCAGCAUGACAAUGGAGUACCUGGUCACCCAGAUCAUGGACCAGGGCCACGACAACUACCGCGACUGGUACGACUUUGUGUGGAACAGGACCCGCGGCAUCCGUAAGGUAAACACAGCUAGUGUUGGUUAGCUAGCUAGCUGCUCCUGUUUUUUUUAUUGUUUAUUAUCGGUGUCACAAUGACAGAAAAGUCCUUGUACGAGGCAAGUAAUUGGGAAUGGGAAAGUGCUGAGAGAGUAGAUGAGAGCAGAAAAAGAAAUGCAAAAAGAAAGCUUAUGAAAAAGUUAUCAUAACACAUUCAUUGAUACAUAUUGCUGCGGUCUGAGGGGCUUUGUCUGUUGGAGUUAUGGUAACUCUAUUCCUCUCCUACUCAUUUUUCCUCCCAGGACAUCACCCAGCAGCACCUGUGUGACCCGCUGACGGUGUCGCUGAUCGAGAAGUGCACCCGCUUCCAUGUGCACUGUGCCCACCACCUGUGCCAGGAGCACAUGAUGACGUUUGACGCCAAGAUCAACAACGAGAACAUGACCAAGUGCCUGCAGAGCCUGAAGGAGAUGUACCAGGACCUGGCCACCAGGGGCGUCUACUGCCCCCAAGAGGCCGAGUUCCGCCAGUACAACGUGCUUCUCAAACUAGACGUCGGGGACGUCCUCCGGUCAGUCACUCGCCAAUGAUUGGGUCGUGUUCAUUAGGGUACACUGUAGCAAAAGGUUUUGCAACGAUAAAUGAAAAUAAUUGUCUCUUAUUGGUCAGUUUUACCUCCCAGUCUCACUUCGUUACGGACCGUUUUCUUCUGUUUCGUGCUUACGACUGUGACAAUACCCCAGUUAUUCUCAAUUUGUAAACAUACUACCAAUGAACUGUAAGCAUGUCUUUGUUUUAAUGUUUCAAACACCACCCUUCUCCUCCCCUCUGACUGAGAGUAUGCUCUCUUUUGUUGUGGUCCACACAGUGAGGUGCAGCAGUUCAGGGACGAGGUGCGCAACUCUCCAGAGGUGAAGUUUGCCGUGCAGGCAUUCGCGGCUCUCAACAGCAACAACUUUGUACGCUUCUUCAAGCUGGUGAAGUCUGCCUCCUACCUGGCGGGCUGCCUACUGCACAGAUACUUCAACCAGGUCAGCAAUAAACGUCACCUACCCUAGUAAUGUACCUCCUUACAUGCCAUGGAAUGUUUAGUGGGUCUGUAAUUAGCUUUGAAAAGUAGUAGGAAGUUUAACCUGUAGUAAUGAGCGUCACGUCCCAUCAACUGGUUGUCCCUUGGGAAUUGAUGGACAUUUGUGUGUGCAUGCCUAUGUGUUUGUAUGCAUUCCUGUGUGUGUAGGUGAGGGGCAAGGCCCUGAGGACCCUGAAUAACGCCCACACAGUGGGCACUCAGAGGUCCACCAUCUUCCCCCUGGAGGAUCUGGUGCGCAUGCUCAUGUUCCAAGAUGCCUCUGAGGCCACAGACUUCAUCCAGCAAUUCGGCCUCAACAUCAGUGGCGGGUCAGUACCAGUACCUGUCUAAUACAAUAUAUGUACCCAACAUAUUUACUGGGAAAAAACCUGUAGCGAACAGAAAACCAAUGUUCAGGUUGCACCUCCCUGUAUCGCUUGAAUGUAACAUCUUCACAACAGUAAAGGGCCCAGAGGGACAGUGUUUAAAGCGGCUAAAAACAAUAACAAAGAGCACACCCGCCCUUGUUUUGCGAAAAGCUGAAACUGAUAUCAUCCAUGAUUUCAAAAUUAUAGUUUUAACCAUGUUUUGAGGCUAUAUAGUGUUUUACAUUUAUGUUAUUAAAUGGGGGUUGCGUUAAUGCAGAAUUCUGCGUUUUUCACACAGAAAAUAAAAAGAUUAAACGCCUAACAUAUCUUUCUGCGUUUUGUAAAUAUAGAUCUAAAAUGCUUCUUAUUGUAAUUUCUGCUUCAGACAAAUGUUGUGCUUCAGUUGCUCUUCUCCACUCGUCGUCAUUCCCACAUUCACCAACAGGCAUUGUAUCAGCAGAAGGCGCUCUGACUUUGUAGCGACCUUUCUCUGUACUUUUCUCUGGUAAAAUGCAAGAUUAACUUCAAGCAAAACAUUAGGAAAUGUAGCUGGCUACAUUUUGUCUAUGAUGAACAUGAGAAAUAGGAUGGCCAUGCAUCGGUUUUCUAAGCUAAUUUACGUAUGUGUGGCUGCUAGACAAAUAGUGUUGCACUUUUCUCAAGAAAAUGAAGCUAUUUUCUGCUCAAUGUGUUGCACUAAUGUAUUUAGUGUUAAGGAAAACUAUAGUUGCAUGCCCCUGAUCACUCCUAUUGAAGCAAAAAAACCACUGUUGACUGUCAAUAUAAAAUGUUUCUGAUGUUGUGCGUUUUGAAAAUGCAGAUUUCUGAAAGCUAACGCAACCUCUGGUAAAACCAGCUUAUAUUUUGUGUUCUGAUGGGGUACGACAGUUGAACUAAGCUCAUGAGGCAUUCAUAAGUUAUAUUCUUCAUGAAUCAAUGGGUACAUAUUGUCAAUUUAUGAGUCCGAAAAUGGAUGUAGCAACUGCUGAUUGCCCCUUUAAAAAAAAAGUAUUCAUAUAAAAACAAAAUCUGAAAAUUAAUCAGUAUAGUCACUUUUUAAUGUUUCAUUGGGUAAUUGUUGUCAUCAAGCAACAGACUUCCUUCUCUGAUGUCCUCUGACCUCCUGACCCCACAGCUUGGUGGAACUGAGCCGCACGGCCUGGCAGGAGCCCGACCUGAACCUACCCCAAGUGAAGUCAGACGUCAUCAUGGCCAAGAGGGCUGUGCUGAUCGGGGAGGUGGUAAACGGAGGGCCACUGCCCAGCCCUCCCCAGCAUGUCCCCGUUUGCAGCUUCGAUGCCUACAACAAGUACUGGGGGGAGGGUCCGCUGGCAGAACCUUCGCCCGCUGCCAUCUUCGGGAGCGGCCCGGUGGCUGUAACGGGUAUGGGAGCCAUGGCAGUUCAAGAUGGCUAAACUGUGGAGGCCUGUAGAGCCGCUGUGCCCGUAGAUUGAUGUUCAAGACAGCCCUUACUGACAUUGUUUAUUUAGCCUGUCAUGGUGUCUCGAGUUGUCUACUGUUGUUGCUACCCCAUGUUGAAAUGUUCAAUAGUUUGUAUUGGUAGUCUUGAGCUAAUGAUUCAAUGUCACAGGUAUGAGGGGUGUCCAUGUUCUUUACAAAAAUAUUGCUGUGUUGUAAUCUUUAUCAUUCUGGCUAUGAGAAUUUGAGGUUUUUUUUACUCUCUCCCCAGUGCCAGCUUUCACCCUGCAGAAGCCAGAAGUCAAGGCCCAGCCGGACGUUGACCCCCGGCCGCAGAACAAACCCGCCAGGCUGCUGGCAGAGCCACGACUCUUUGGGGAUCUUCCCCCACCGUACCCCGGCCUUGCCACUGUCACCGAGCCUGCCCAGCCAUUGCAGGGCACAGACGAGACAGGGGAACCGGAGCCCACCCAACCCAGUAUCCAGGUUCACCCUGCAGCAGAUCUCCAACAGCAGCUGUUCCAGCUCAUUGACGUCGCCCAGCCCCAGCCUGUCAGACCCCCCUCGCCCCCGCCCAAACCUGAGCCAGUCUACUCUGACGAGGUGAGAGAGCGAGAAAUCCCUAGUGGUUUGACGCUAGCUUGCCUUAGUGGUAGUAUUUCCCAAAUGGUGGGUCGAGACCCUUUGGUAGGUCAUUGCUGCUUCCUUUCUGGUCUUAGCUCUAGUCUCUAGAUGUGUAUCAAAUUCAGCAGAAGGGUAGGAGAUGUUCCCCCCCUGUCUGUAUGACUCAUGUUUUCUAUACCUCCUACUGCUGUAGGACAUUCUGGCAGAACUGGAGUGCGUGGUGGAGGAGGUGCUGGAGGCGGUGGUGUGGGAGGUUGCCAGCGCCGGGGCCGACUACGCUGCAGCUGCUCUCGUGUGAGUGCUGUAUUAUUGCUUUGUUUGUUUAAGACUGACUGAUGAUUGCAUACACUGUGGUACAUCGGGAGUAGCAUUGAACAUCCCCUUUCACAUUGAUACCCAAUGCCUUGUUGUUCUGUCUCGCUGCAGUGCGAGCAGUGGCCACAUGGAGGCGGUGGUGAGCGAGGUGGUGGAGCAGAUGCUCCGGGAGGUGUCCACAGCUGAGGUCCAAGCAGAGCGAGAGAGACUCGCCGAGGAGAAACGCAAGAUAGAGGAAGCCAGGUUGGUCAGAGACUCUGAAACACCUUGAUCUCAAUCCUAACCCUAGCUGCAAACCAAUACGCAAAAUGUAUGCACGCAUGACUAAGUCAUGGCUUAUAUUAUAAAUCUCUCACUUUCUUAACCAUACAUUGGAAGCAGAAGUUUAACAAAUCACUUAGUCCAAGUUCUGACCUGUUAACAUGUAACUCCACAUCCAACUUCAAGUUCCUUGGUGUCCACAUCACCAACAAACUAUCAUGGUCCAAACACACCAAGACAGUCGUGAAGAGGGCACGACAACACCUUUUCCCCCUCAGGAGACUGAAAAGAUUUGGCAAUGGUCCCCAGAUCCUCAUAAAGUUAUACAGCUGCACCAUCGAGAGCAUCUUGACCGGUUGCAUCACCGUCUGGUAUGGCAACUGCUCAGCAUCCGACCGUAAGGCGCUACAGAGUGUAGUGCGUACGGCCCAGUACAUCACUGGGGCCAAGCUUCCUGACAUCCGGGACCUAUAUACAAGGCGGUGUCAGAGGAAGGCCCAAAAAAUUGUCAGAGUCCAGUCACCCAAGUCAUAUAAUGUUCUCUCUGCUACCGAACGGCAAGCAGUACCGGAGCGCAAAGUCUAGGUCCAAAAGGCUCCUUAACAGCUUCUACCCCCAAGCCAUAAGACUGAUGAACAAUUAAUCAAAUGUACACCCCCCUUUGUUUUUACACUGCUGCUAAUCGCUGUUUAUUAUCUAUGCAUAGUCACUUUACCUACAUGUACAAAUUACCUCGACUAACCUGUACCCCCGCACAUUGACUCGGUACCGGUACCCCCUGUAUAUAGCCUCAUUAUUUUAUUGUGUUACUUUUUAUUUUAUUUUAUUUUUUACUUUAGUUUAUUUAGUAACUAUUUUCUUAACUCUAUUUUCUUGAACUGCAUUGUAGGUUAAGGGCUUGUAAGUAAGCAUUUCACGGUAAGGUCUACACCUGUUGUAUUCGGCGCAUGUGACAAAUACAAUUUGAUUUGAUGUCUCCAACUCAUUAUCCAUGUCUCUCCCUCUCUUUUCUGUGGCAGGAGAAAGCAGGAGCACGAGGUCUUCCUGGCCCAGUUUAGUGACUCUCUCUGUUCUGAGAUCAGCCAAGAGGUCUUGACUGAGUGCAUCAAGGAGACUGCCGCCUCCGAGAUCCAGUAAGCUGCCCCUCUACACUCAACUCACAUUCCUGAUUCCAUAUCCACCACUAGCCCAAUAUUCAUGGAGCUGUCUCUCCCUUGUUUAUAUGCACCUGUGCAGUACUGUUGGGACACACCUACUAAUUCCAGGGUUUUUCUUUAUUUUUUACUAUUUUCUACAUUGCAGAAUAAUAGUGAAGACAUCAAAACUAUUAAGUAACACAAAUGGAAUCAUGUAGUAACCAAAAAAGUGUUAAAAAAAUCAAAAUAUAUUUGAGAUUCUUCAAAUAGCCACACUUUGCCUUGAUGACAGCUUUGCGCACUCUUGGCAUUCUCUCAACCAGCUUCACCUGGAAUGCUUUUCCAACAGUCUUGAAGGAGUUCCCACAUAUGCUGAGCACUUGUUGGCUGCUUUUCCUUCACUCUGCAGUCCGACUCAUCCCAAACCAUCACAAUUUGGUUGAGGUCGGGGGAUUGUGGAGGCCAGGUCAUCUGAUGCAGCACUCCAUCACUCUCCUUCUUGGUAAAAUAGCCCUUACACAGCCUGGAGGUGUGUUGGGUCAUUGUCCUGUUGAAAAACAAAUGAUAGUCCCACUAAGCCCAAACCAGAUGGUGCUGGUUAAUUGUGCCUUGAAUUCUAAAUAAAUUACAGACGGUGUCACCAGCAAAGCACCCCCACACCAUAACACCACCUCCUCCAUGCUUUACGGUGGGAAAUAAACAUGCGGAGAUCAUCCGUUCACCCACACCGCGUCUCACAAAGCCACGGCGGUUGGAACCAAAAAUCUCCAAUUUGGACUCCAGACCAAAGGACAAUUUUCCACCGGUCCAAUGUCCAUUGCUCGUGUUUCUUGGCCCAAGCAAGUCUCUUCUUAUUGGGGUCCUUUAGUAGUGGUUUCUUUGCAGCAAUUUGACCAUGAAGGCCUGAUUCACACAGUCUCCUCUGAACAGUUGAUGUUGAGAUCUGUCUGUUACUUGAACUCUGUGAAGCAUUUAUUUUGGCUGCAAUUUCUGAGGCUGGUAACUCUAAUGAACUUAUCCUCUGUAGCAGAGGUAACUCUGGGUCUUCCAUUCCUGUGGUGGUCCUCAUGAGAGCCAGUUUCAUCAUAGGGCUUGAUGUUUUUUGCGACUGCACUUGAAGAAACUUUCAAAGUUUAUGAAAUGUUCCGUAUUGACUGACCUUCAUGUCUUAAAGUAAUGAUGGACUGUUGUUUCUCUUUGCUCAUUUUUUGCUGUUCUUGCCAUAAUCUGGUCUUGGUCUUUUACAUUUACAUGUACAUUUUUGUCAUUUAGCAGACGCUCUUAUCCAGAGCGACUUACAGUUAGUGAGUACAUACAUUAUUUUUUUAUUUUUCAUACUGGCCCGCCGUGGGAAUCGAACCCACAACCCUGCCGUUGCAAACGCCAUGCUCUACCAACUGAGCUAUAUCCCUGCCAGCCAUUCCCUCCCCUACCCUGGACGACGCUGGGCCAAUUGUGCGCCGCCCCAUGGGUCUCCCGGUCGCGGCCGGCUACGACAGAGCCUGGAUACGAACCAGGAUCUCUAGUGGCACAGCUAGCACAGAUGCAGUGCCUUAGACCACUGCGCCACCAAAUAGGGCUAUCUUCUGUAUACCCCCCUACCUUGUCACAACACAACUGAUUGGCUCAAAUGCAUUAAGAAGGAAAGAAAUUCCACAAAUUAACUUUUAAGAAGGCACUCCUGUUAAUUGAAAUGCAUUCCAGGUGACUACCUCAUGAAGCUGGUUGAGAGAAUGCCAAGAGUGUGCAAAGAUGUCAUCAAGGCAAAGGGUGACUAUUUGAAGAAUCUCAAAUAUAAAAUAUAUUUUGAUUUGUUUAACACUUUUCUGGCUACUACAUGAUUCCAUAUGUGUUAUUUCGUAGUUCUGAUGUCUUCACUAUUAUUCUACAAUGUAAAAAAAUAGUAUAAAUAAAGAUAAACCCUUGAAUGAGUAUGUGUGUCCAAACCUUUGACUGGUAGUGUAAGUGUUUUUGAGUAAAAGUAUCUGUGUGUCAGGUUAGCCACGGAGGAGGAGGCAGCAUGUAUGGCGCGCUGCUCUGAUGAGGUGUGCAGCUGCCUGGUGGAGGAGACCCUGGACAAAGAGAUAUUCCUAAUGGUGGAGGACAUCCUGGAGGCGGAGCUACAGCGCAUACAGAAGUACAUUAAGAGGUACAACCAAGUCAUGUGAAUGACAACUAUGAAUGCUUGGGUUGACAGUUGGUCCACCAGUCUUGCGUAGACCCUAUAUCAAGGUUCUCCAACUCUGCUCCUAACAGUUUUAGUUUCAAGGCUCAAGUUUGCUUUUCAAAGUCUGCCCUCUCUCUCCGUUGGGUGUUCACUCCUUCUCUGUCGAAGCGCCACCACAACGUGGAAUAUUUUACCGCGAACACUGCAGCAGAAGCUUACUACUUCCUCCGCUACUCUUUCGUCCGUGUGAGGCUACAAUACGUCGAGUUUCCCGGAGAAGCUGUGAAGCACAUAUAGCCUACAAAACUUGAUUCAGUAAUGACCUGAAUAUUGUAUAUAAAUUAGUUCAUAUGGUAAUAUAAAUGCUGAAGGCUAAGAACAGCCAAUAUCUAGUUUCUACAAUGUCUUUUCAUUAAAAAAAAUAUUUUUUCAUUUUUAUCUAGGUUUAACACCAUCCAUUAACACCAAUCAUUCACUAUAAAACAUUUAUCAACAAAAAAGCUUAGCAAAAUACCCAAAAUUAUUGGGCAAAAAUAAGUAGGCCUAAAACAUAUAUAUAUCCAAAAAAUUAAUAAAUUAAGAGUAGGCUUCAUGACAAUGCAGAACAAAUCAUCCAAGAAUGUGCUUAAUGUUCUGGUCUCGUAAGGUUUUUGGAGUCAUUGAAAGGGUUGAAAGGGAUGUCACAAAGGCUAGGUGCUAAUUUCUCUCAGAUGGAUUGUGGAAUAUUCAUAACUGCAACUUGAAAGUGUAGACAACGCUCUUCCGGUAGGACUCCAGCCGUUCAGUCGUAGUGUACUUCUGAACCCUGUAGCUUUAGAUCCUUCUGUUGCUUUUGGUAGGUGGUGGAACGACAGCAAGUUGCUGCUCCGUUCUCAUAUCACCUCUUUGCUGCUGUUGUUGCAAUGCCUCGAUGAACUUCCAAUGGUGGGGUGGGUAGCACCAAGAUUCGCCCGAAAAUGUUUGAUGCCAGCCUUCCACUCAGUUGUUGGUCUUCGCCAAGUCUUGCAGGACAGCAUCGUAGCAGUUCCGUAAUUCUGAAAAUACAAAAAGAGAUCUUAUUCGGUACACUUCCAGAAGGACUUAUUUGCGGUCUGUCGUUCCCAUCUGUAGGUGUAGCAUUCAUGCGGCUGGAUAUUUUUUCAAGCACGUAGAGGAUAAAUUUGGAUUCCAUUGCUUGUCAGUGACAUCGCCAGGACCUUGGAUAAGUGAGUGCCACUGGAAAUUUGGUGGACUAUAAUUUCCUCUUCAUAUUGUAGGCAUACAAUCUGUGUCCACUCAUUGCUGGCUGAAAACGGACUUGUAUCACAGGUGACCUGGCUGCUUUUCAUUGGCCUAUGCUAUUGGUUGCAUUUAAGAAAUGGGUGGUUAGUUUUUUUUAUGUCAAUAUCAGAGUAUCUUGUCAUUUGGGUAAUUGUGUGUGGUAUUGAAAAAUAUUAUUGUAAUGUAUCCAGUCAUGUAGAAUUGCAGGAAAUUAUUUUAGAAAAGGCUAUUUAGAAUUUCAUAAUCAUUUUUGUUUUCAGACUUUUUUCUGUUGGUAGGCCUACCCAUGUCUCUCUCUUCACUCGGAAAGCCUGCUGGCUGAUAAUAAUAAUAAUAAUAAUAAUAAUAAUAUGCCAUUUAGCAGACGCUUUUAUCCAAAGCGACUUAGAGUCAUGCACAUACCAAAGCUGAUAAUUGUGACUUGAUUAAAUUGGAAUGAUGUGAAUAAUGAUAAUGAUGAUGGUGAGAGCCCAGUAUAGCCUAACCCUUUAAUAAUAGGCUAUUGUUACUUUGUGUCUCUAAAAUCACAAUGUUUCCAUUUUCUAGUCAUGUGACAUCUUUUUUUUUUUUUUUUUUUUUAUUUCCAAAUGUUGGCCUUUUUCCCAGAUCAUUUUCUUGGGCAUGAAAUGUUCUAUUUUCAUAACUGAUCAAAAGUCAGUAUGCCAUAGCCUAUAGAUAAUAUUCUGCCCAUAUGAACACAUUUAUUUUAGGCCAUAUAAAGAACAGCUAUGAAUGAUUUUAAUGAAAAGCAGCAAACAGGCACAUUUGUUUUGCAUUAUUUAAUAAAAGACUCAUAAACAGAAACAGCCAAUAGGCUAUACAGCUGGCUUCACAGUUUCCCCGCCAAAUAGGCCUACAAGGAAACUCUACAUAUCUCUACGGCGUUGAGUGCGCGAGGGGAUCUGUGCGCUGCAUAGUACCUUCCACAAAAAGUUUUGCUCUUCAAAAAGACACAAGCUUCCCUCUCACCCCCUCUCUCCCCAUGUAUUUCUCUGUCAGGUGGCGUGACGUGGUGGCGGUACGCAGGCAGCUGAAGAGACAGAUGCGGGGCUUCCCUGCCGCCCCCUGCUGUGUGGACCCCCGCCACAAGCUCAAAGCCCUGGCUCCCAGUGCCCCCUCCCAGCCCUCUAUGGACUGCCUGGCCAGGGGCAUGGUCAACCUGGGUAAUGCCGGCUACAUGGCCCUGUCCAGCACCAGGUACUGGAGCUACCCUGCCCUACUCUGGCCCUUGCCUCCCUCUUCUGUCUUUCUUUCUUUUUUUCUCUUUCCUUCGCUCUCUCUUACACACCUCUGACUCUUCUGUAAUGUCCCCAGGUUGCUAAAGAUGAGACAAGAAGCAAUCCAUCAAAUGCGAGUCCACUUCUACUACCAGCAGCUGUUGAAGUAAGCCAUCAUCCCUGCUCUUACUUCAUUGUAGUUCUUCUCUCACUCGUGAUUCUUGUACUCAAACUCUCUCACAAUGGAGGAUAAGUACAUAUUUCUGAAUCAUAGUAACAAAAAUUACAUCAAACACAACAUUAAACAAUAUGUGUCCCCCCUUCAGUGAGUCGGUGUGGACUCCUCUAGACAUGCCUACGCUGGUGGUUGAGAGCGUUCCUAACCCACCUGGCAGAAUCUUCUGGAAGGCCACCCUGCUGUUGCCCAGCGACCACGAGAGUGUUGCCAGCAUAGCCGACAGGUGAGAUCAAAUACAGUGUGGCAGAUGUAAUUGCCGUUGAACUCCUCACACCCUCUCACAGUGCAGCAUACAAGUACUCUCAACAGUACUUUGGUGGCUGUGUCUAAGAGUGUCAUGUAUUUUCCGGCUCAGCUAAAUACUGUAAAGUUACUUCAGUUUGAUGGACAGCUGCCUCUGAAGCCUCCGCACCUCAGCUUCCAUCCUGUGGUUCUUGAUCUGCAUCUGCUCCAGGAUAGGAGCAGCUUGUGAGACCAUUUCUUCUUGAGGACUUUCUUCCUUCUGAAAGUGGCACUGGAUGCAUGGACCACCUUUCUCUCCACACACCUGACCGUUUUCACCAGCUGGUCUCAUGCUUUCCGAGUGUUUCUUUCUGUCCUGAAACUCAUUCAGCUUUUCAGCUUUCCACAAAUAUCCACAUUCAGUGCAUCUCUCUUAUCAACCAGUUUGCUGUAAUGCUCUAUCAUGAUGUCAUGGGACUCAUCCCAGCGCUUGGUGGAAUCCACAACAGAUCAGUGAAACUCAUGAGUCAUGGGAGAGGCAACAACAUCAAAAUCAGACUGUCUUGCUCUCAUCUCUGCCUGUGGUAAAGAUCACAGGCUCAAAAUUUUUCCAAUGGUGUCAAUAGCGAACAUCGUCAGACCUUUGAGUCAGAAUUUGAUUCACACUUGCAAGAGCUGAUGAAAUGUGUUCCAUUGAAGUUCUGUAAUAAUUUGCCAGAUAGACCGAAAAGUCAACUGAAUCUUUAUUUUUACAACAAUUCAACCGAACAUUCCAAAUUCUAAGGUCUCUAAGGAACGAAAAUGUGAAACCUUAGCAACAGUGAUUAUAUCAUAAAAAUUGUAGCAAACAUUCUAAAGUCUAGGUUUUCCAAGUGAAAACAUGUAAAAGCCUUAGCUAGCGUCAAUGAUUUAUAUAAUAACAAUAAUGCGAAUGAAAUAUCAACAAUAAAAACCACAACCAAUAUAUAUAUAUACAGAAUUUUCUUGUUUAUAAUUGCUUAUCGUUAAUUAUAGAUUUAUAAUAACACUUUUUUAGAUACAAUAAUGCUAAUAACCACAGGCCGCAUCAAAGUCCAUCUUGCAGAAUGUUCACCAAGGACCAUGUAUGUUCAAACGGGGCAGCCUUUUGUAUAUUUUUAUCCGAAUGCAAUGGACCACCCAGCACAGCCAGAAGAGGACUGGCCACCCCUCAGAGCCUAGUUUCUCUCUAGGUUUCUUCCUAGGUUCCUGCCUUUCGAUAGUUUUUCCUAGCCACCGUGUUUCUACAUCUGCAUUGCUUGCUCUUUUGGGUUUUAGGCAGGGUUUCUGUAUAAGCACUUUUGUGACAUUCUGCUGGUGUAAAAAGGGCUUUGUAAAUACAUUUGAUUGAUUUUUCUCUCCACACACCUGUUUUCAAUAGCUAGUCUCAUGCUUUCCAAGUGCUUCUUACCUCUUUGAUGACACUUGUGUUUAUUGAGUGUGUUCUCUGUGCUCUUAUUGCAGGAUCCUGACAGACUGGCUGGAGACUAAGUUUGGGGGAGGUGAAAGUGCAAAGGUCACAGAGAAGGAGCAGGAGGGGACACUGAGGACUCUCUGCAUCACCAACGGACUCAGGGAAGCAGGAGACAUGACUCACAAAGUACACAUCAGCAUCAAGGUGGGAGCGAAAACAACAUUACCAAAACAUUUUCCCCUUAGACUAGUGAUUAUUUGAUUAACUACUUUCUACACCAGGGGUGUCCAAACUAAUUUUGGCCCAGAUGCCGUAUUCGGUCUUCAACGAGAUCUGGAGGGCUGCACUGAAAAUGUGUUAUACAGUGCAUUUGGAAAGUAUUCAGACCCCUUCCCUUUUUCCACAUUUUCUUACGUUACAGCCUUAUUCUAAAAUUGAUUAAAUACAUUUUGUUCCUCAUCAAUCUAUACACAAUACCCCGUAAUGACAAAGCGAAAACAGGUUUUUAGAAAUGUUAGCACAUUUAUACAAAAUAAAAAACAGAAAUACCUUAUUUACAUAAGUAUUCAGACCCUUUGCUAUGAGUCUCAAUUGAGUAUUAUAUAUUAUUAUUAUAUUAUAUUAUAUUAUAGUUCAGGUGCAUCCUGUUUCGAUUGAUCGACCUUGAUGUUUCUACAACUUUAUUGGAAUCCACCUUUGGUAAAUUCAAUUGAUUAGACAUGAUUUGGAAAGGCACACACCAGUCUAUAUAAGGUCCCACAGUUGACAGUGCAUGUCAGAGCAAAAACCAAGCCAUGAGGUCGAAGGAAUUGUCCGUAGAGCUCAGAGACAGGAUUGUGUCGAGACACAGAUCUGGGAAAGGGUACCCAAAAAUGUCUGCAGCAUUGAAGGUCCCCAAGAACACAGUGGCCUCCAUCAUUUUUAAAUGGAAGAAGUUUGUAACCACCAAGACUCUUCCCUAGAGCUGGCCGCCCGGCCAAAUUGAGCAAUCGCGGGAGAAGGGCCUUGGUCAGGGAGGUGACCAAGAACCCGAUGGUCACUCUGACAGAGCUCCAGAGUUCCUCUGUGGAGAUGGGAGAACCUUCCAGAAGGACAACCAUCUCUGCAGCACUCCACCAAUAAGGCCUUUAUGGUAGAGUGGCCAGACGGAAGCCACUCUUCAGUAAAAGGCACAUGACAGCCCGCUUGGAGUUUGCCAAAAGGCACCUGAAGACUCUCAGACCAUGAGAAACAAGAUUCUCUGGUGUGAUGAAACCAAGAUUGAACUCUUUGGCCUGAAUGGCAAGCGUCACGUCUGGAGGAAACCUGGCACCAUCCCUACUGUGAAGCAUGGUGGUGGCAGUAUAAUUCUGUAGGGAUCGAGGGAAAGAUGAACGGAGCAAAGUACAGAGAGAUCCUUGAUAAAAACCUGCUCCAGAGCGCUCAGGACCGGGGCGAAAGUUCACAUUCCCAGAGGACAACAUCCCUAAGCACAUAGCCAAGACAACGCAGGAGUGGCUUUGGGACAAGUCUCUGAAUGUCCUUGAUUGGCCCAGCCAGAGCCCGGACUUGAACCCGAUCGAACAUCUCUGGAGAGACCUGAAAAUAGCUGUGCAGCGACACUCCCCAUCCAACCUGACAGAGCUUGAGAAGAUCUGCAGAGAAAAAUGGGAGAAACUCCCCAAAUACAGGUGUGCCAAGCAUGUAGCGUCAUACCCAAGAAGACUUGAUGCUGUAAUCGCUGCCAAAAGUGCUUCAACAAAGUACUGAGUAAAGGGUCUGAAUACUUAUGUAAAUGUAAUUUUUCUGUUUUUUUAUUUUUAAUAAAUUAGCAGAAAUGUCUAAAACCUGUUUUUGCUUUGUCAUUAUGGGGGUAUUGUGUGUAGAUUGAUGAGGGGAAAAACUAUUAAAUCAAUUUUAGAAUAAGGCUGUAACUUAACAAAAUGUGGAAAAGGUCAACGGGUCUGAAUACUUUUGGAAGGCACUGUGUAUAUAUAUUUUUUUACUCAACUCCCGCGGGCAGGAUUGGACCCCGGAUCCGGCCCGCAUGUUUGACACCCCUGUUCUACACUGACUGAUUAACAUCCUGAUGCCUACACCAAUCCCAUCCAAGCCAAUAUCAAGACACUUCAGACAGCAAUGUAGUUGUACUGACUGUGUCUGUGUGUGUUGUCCCAACCAGGCAUCUCGGGGCCCGCUGAGUGAAGAGGGCCUGUCCAAGAUGGAGGAGGCCCAUGAGCUCCAGGGCACGGGGGCCCUGCUGAUGCUGCUGCCUGCCCCCAGCCCAGGCAGCGAGGACCAGGACGUGCCCCUGCUCUCCGCUCUGCUCCAGCUUAAACAGCUCCAGCAGGCCAAUAUCUGGGACUGCCCACUGCCCCUCGCCAUAUUGGUGCCAGGCCCGCAUGACACACAGAAACUGGAGGAAGGUAAGGGGUACCCCAACCACACAUGCACACAUGGCUGGACAUCACCAGCAAGUCCUUAUUAAGUACCAAAUCUGUAACUCUCUGCCUGCCUCUUCUUGUCUUCUGGUUAGAACUGAUGCUCCAGACGUUGGUUGAAGACGGUCUGAUAUCAGAACACGUGUUCGUCCACAUCCCAGAAACCACCAGCGACCUACAGGGCUCAGAGCAGGUAUGGACAGCCCUCUUGAAACAAAAUACAAAUAUUUAAAUUGCGCCUAAGGUAAUUAAAUGAGUAGCGUUGUAUUUAGGGUCGGGACGAUACCAGUAUUGUGAUACUCGUUAGUAUCGUGUCAAGGAAACAAAACAUGAAGCGGAUUUAACUUCUUUAGGAAGAUUCGCUUUUUUUUCUUCAAGCUAUAGCACACAAUAACUUACAGCUGGUUUUUAAGGGACCAAAGAGUUUGGUCUGUUUCUUGUUUUCAUUUUUGCCAUGGGAAAAAUAUUGCGAUGCUGGUAUCGUCGCAGCCGAAGUUGUAUUGAAUUGGAAGUAUUCUAAUGUGCUGUUUUAUGGGGUUGUUUGCCCCCAGGUGAGUGAAGCGGUGCGCUGGCUCUUGGCACGUGCCCCAGCUCCCUCCCUCCUCUCCUCCCAGACCCUGGUGCACUUUGUGGAGGCCGGGCUGGGCCGCGAGUUCAGUGCCCGCCUCUAUGGCCACCGGCAGGACCGGGCGGGGGCAGGGCUGGCGCGCCAACACCCGGCACCUGUCAUCACACUCUACAACGCUGUGCUGGCAUUCCUGGCUGACCUAGUGUCCUCCCAGCACCUCUCCAGCCUCUCCUGGCCCCCGGGGGAGUUCGCCCUGCCUGAGACCCGGGACUUGGUGCCUCACCUGGGUUGGAACUCCCCUCAACACCUGGCCUGGCUCCGGACGGCUGUUGUCAGCUUGCAGAUACCCAGCUGGGACAUGCCCGCUAACACAGGUGGGUAGCUUUUGGUUUGUGUGUGUGACUGUGUAGUUGUGCUUGCAUGUGGUUGUGCGUGUGUGAUUCGGUUGACUUGCGACUUUUAUGUAGCCUUAUCCCAGAUCUGUUUUUGCUUUUGCCUACUCCAUUGUCAUGGAGCAGAGACGGACAGCUAACAUUUAUGCCUUAUUACUGCUCAAAUUACAACUGUUUAUAUUGCCCUCCUAUCUACUCGUUAAUACAUCUCAUGAAUAAAGCUCUAAUUCCCCCCAGCCUCCUGGCCCCAGCUGUGUUCCGCCAUCUUCCAGUACGCCAGCCAGAUCCCAACUUCGCGCCACAGCCAGCCCCUCCUCAUGUCCCGCCUGGAAAACCUACUGGAGAGGGUGCGCUGUUCCACGGCUGCAGCCCAGGACCACUGGGAGGAGGAAAGCCCGUCCUUCCAGCAGGUCCCCUGGGACGACGUGGUGGCUCUCUGCAUAGACCACAAGCUGAAGGACUGGCAACACCCUGACAGCCCAGUUUGUGAUGGUGAGAUGACCAUUGGUUUAUCUACUCUAUCUGCUCUACUCUAGCUCUUUGGGUGACAUUUUCCGCACCAAAGACAAAUUCAGCUCCUAAUGCUAGACAGAAUAAACUGAGCUAUCAGCAGCAUUUGAGACAAAGUAUUGUAUGAGGAAAACAAGUUAAAAAGCCUUUUAUUGCAUUGGAAUUUGUAAAGAGCUAAACUUAAUCCCAAGACUCCGGUGGUGCUGUUCCAGAUGCAGUGACGGAGGAUGGGGAGGUCCUGGUCUACUUCCCCAAGGAGGGACUGAAUGGCUUCCAGCCCCCCACAGAGUGGACGGAGGCGGUCAGACUCACACACAGGGAGAAGCAGCAGGAGACACAGGGGUAAGGAGGAGACUGGUUCACUACUCUGUCUCUGUGUCUCUCUCUCUCUCCCUCUGUAUUUCUCUCGAUCUCUCUCGAUCUCAAAUGUACUCCUGAGUCUGUUGGCUUAUACUCCCUUCUGCGAAUUGAUAAACAAAAAUAGAUCAUUUCUUCCUCUUCCUUCCCCUCCCCUCUUCAGAGCCAGUCCAGGAGGCCUCGCAGCUCUCCCUCCCCUCAGACAGAAGUUGUUCCGGAGCCUGGUGGAUCGGCCGGACCGCCCUGCUCCCUGCCACACUCUGGACAUCACACACACCCCCUCACCCCGGGACCUGCUGCCCCACAAGGUCCUCCACGGUCUCCAGGAGGAGAGGGCACAUAGCCAGAGGUGUGAGGAGCAGCUGCAGCGCUGGCUAGAGGUGGAGUCCUUGGACUCUAUCUCUAUGCCCCUCUUCAUGCCCUCCAGCCUGCUCUCCAUGACUAACAUCAUGGCCCCCAUCUGUACUUCUGGUGGUGCGGCCACUGCUACACAGGUACGACUGUCUUCACGUGCACACACACAGACACAGUACCAGUCAAAAGUUUGGACACACCUACUCAUUCAAGGUUUUUCUUUAUUUUUACUGUCUUCUACAUUGUAGAAUAAUGGUGAAGACAUCAAAACUAUGAAAUAACACAUAUGGAAUCAUGUAGUAACCAAAUAAGUGUUAACCAAAUCAAAAUAUAUUGAUGACAGCUUUGCACAAUCUUGGCAUUCUCUCAACCAGCUUCAUGUGUUAGUUACCUGGAAUGCAUUUAAUUUGUGGAAUUUCUUUCCUUAACGCAUUUGAGCCAAUCAAUUGUGUUGUAACAAGGUAGGGGUGGUAUACAGAAGAUAGCCCUACUUGGUAAAAGACCAAGUCCACAUUAUGGCAAGAACAGCUCAAAUAAGCAAAGAAAAAUGAAAUUCCAUCAUUACUUUAAGACAUGAAGGUCAGUCAAUACAGAACAUUUCAAGAACUUUGAAAGUUUCUUCAAGUGCAGUCGCAAAAACCAUCAAGCUCUAUAAGGAAACUGGCUCUCAUGAGGACCGCCACAGGAAAGGAAGACGCAGAGUCACCUCUGCUGCAGAGGAUAAGUUCAUUAGAGUUUACCAGCCUCAGAAAUUGCAGCCCAAAUAAAUUCUUCAGAGUUCAAGUAACAGACACAUCUCAUCAUCAACUGUUCAGAGGAGACUGCGUGAAUCAGGCCUUCAUGGUCGAAUUGGACAUUAGACAGGUGGAAAUCUGUCCUUUGGUCUGAUGAGUCCAAAUUUGAGAUGUAUGGUUCCAACCGUCUUUGUGAGACGCAGAGUAGGUGAACAGAUGAUCUCCACAUGUGUGGUUCCCACCGUGAAGCAUGGAGGAGGAGGUGUGAUGGUGUGGGGGUGCUUUGCUGGUGACGCUGUCUGUGAUUUAUUUAGAAUUCAAGGCACACUUAACCAGCAUGGCUACCACAGCAUUCUGCAGCGAUACGCCAUCCCAUCUGGUUUGCGCUUAGUGGGACUAUCAUUUGUUUUUCAACAGAACAAUGACCCAACACACCUCCAGGCUGUGUAAGGGCUAUUUGACCAAGAAGGAGAGUGAUGGAGUGCUGCAUCAGAUGACCUGGCCUCCACAAUCACCUGACCUCAACCCAAUUGAGAUGGUUUGUGAUGUGUUGGACCGCAGAGUGAAGGAAAUGCAGCCAACAAGUGCUCAGCAUAUGUGGGCACUCCUUCAAGGCUGUUGGAAAUGCAUUCCAGGUGAAGCUGGUUGAGAGAAUGCCAAGAGUGUGCAAAGCUGUCAUCAAGGCAAAGGGUGGCUAUUUAAAGAAUCUCAAAUAUAAAAUAUAUUUUGAUUUAACACUUUUUUGGUUACUACAUGAUUCCAUAUGUUAUUUCAUAGUUUUGUUGUCUUCACUAUUAUUCUACAAUGUAAAAAAUUAUAAGAAAUAAAGAAAAACCCUUGAAUGAGUAUAUAGAUAUAUAUAAACUACCGUUCAAAAGUUUGGGGUCACUUAGAAAUGUCCUUGUUUUCGAAAGAAAAGCAAUGUUUUUGUCCAUUAAAAUAACAUCAAAUUGAUCAGUGUAGACAUUGUUAAUGUUGUAAAUGGCUAUUGUAGCUGGAAAUGGCUGAUUUUUAAUGGAAUAUCUACAUAGGCGUACAGAGGCCCAUUAUCAGCAACUAUCAGUCCUGUGUUCCAAUGGCACGUUGUGUUUGCUAAUCCAAGUUUAUCAUUUUAAAAGAACUGAAGAUCUCGUACGACGCUGUGUACUACUCCCUUCACAGAACAGCGCAAACUGGCUCUAACCAGAAUAGAAAGAGGAGUGGGAGGCCCCGGUGCACAACUGAGCAAGAGGACAAAUACAUUAGUGUCUAGUUUGAGAAACAGACGCCUCACAGGUCCUCAACUGGCAGCUUCAUUAAAUAGUACCCGCAAAACACCAGUCUCAACGUCAACAGUGAAGAGGCGACUCCGGGAUGCAGACCUUCUAGGCAGAGUUGCAAAGAAAAAGCCAUAUCUCAGACUGGCCAAUAAAAAUAAAAGAUUAAGAUGGGCAGUCUGAGAUACCGUUUUUUUUUUUUUCAAUUUAAUUUAAAGGGGAAAACUGAAAUGUCAUGAGUCAAUAAGUAUUCAACCCCUUUUGUUGUGGCAAGCCUAAAUAAGCUCAGGAGUAACAGGUUACAUGGACUAUGUGUGCAAUAAUAGUGUUUAACAUGAUUUUUGAAUAACUUCCUGAUCUCUGUAUUCCACACAUCUGUAAGGUCCCUCAGUCGAGCAUUGAAUUUCCAACACCGAUUCAACCACAAAGACCAGGGAGGUUUUCCAAUGCUUCGCAAAGAAGGGCACCUAUUGGUAGAUGGGUAAAAAUAAAAGCAGACAUUGAAUAUCCCUUUGAGCAUGGUGUAGUUAUUAAUUACACUUUGUAGUGACUGGGUGUAUUGAUACACCACCUAAAGAUACAUGCGUCCUUCCUAACUCAGUUGCCAGAGAGGAAGGAAACCGCUCAGGGAUUUCACCACGAGGCCAAUGGGGACUUUAAAACAGUUAGAGUUUAUUGGCCGUGAUAGAAAACUGAGGAUGGAUCAACAUCAUUGUAGUUACUCCACAAUACUAACCUAAUUGACAGAUUCUGUACAGAAUAAAACUAUUGCAAAACAUGCAUCCUGUUUGCAAUAAGGGACUAAAGUAAAACUGAAAAAAAUGUGGCAAAGAAAUUAACUUUGUCCUCAAUACAAAUAGUUAUGUUUAUUUUCAAGCUUGGUGGUGGCUGUAUCAUGUUAUGGGUAUGCUUGUCAUCGGCAAGGACUAGGGAGUUUUUUUGGAUAAAAAUAAAUGGAAUAGAGCUAAGCACAGGGAAAAUCCUAAAGGAAAACCUGGUUCAGUCUGCUUUGCAACAGACACUGGGAGACAAAUUCACCUUUCACCUAACCUAAUACACAAGGCCAAAUCUACACUGUGUUGCUUGCCAUAACUCCUGAGUGGCCGAGUUAUAGUUUUGAGAAUUGACUGUGUUGAAAACCAGAACAUCGUGCCGCCUGCUUAAUAUAAGGAAUGUGAAGUGAUUUAUACUUUUACUUUUGAUACUUAAGUAUAUUUGAGCAAUUACAUGUACUUUUGAUAUAUAAGUAUAUUUAAAACCAAAUACUUUUACUUUUACUGUAGUAGUAUUUUUCUGGGUGACUUUCACUUUUUGAGUCAUUUUCUAUUAAGGUAUCUUUACUUUUACUUAAGUAUGACAGUUGGGUACUUUUUCCACCACUGCCACUGUCUCUCUCACCCAAGUGUUGUGGGCAUUUGCGAUGAAUAGUACAAUAGUUAAGUGACUUAAUUAGUAUUCUUCAAUGUCUUCUUUUUUUUGUAGGAGGCGGACUCAGAAGACCCUUUGGAGAAAGCAGAGCGAGAUUGGCUCAAGGGUGCGCCUGUAUCCAUGGCGCAGCGCCUGAAGGAGCUGGAUAGGCUGUUAUUGGCCAGUCGAGAGGAGGAGCUU